Molecule: messenger RNA, 6384 nt
Organism: Alexandromys fortis (reed vole)
Lineage: Eukaryota; Metazoa; Chordata; Mammalia; Rodentia; Cricetidae
Gene: Mllt6
Product: MLLT6, PHD finger containing
Exons: 20
Coding region: 434-3784 (1116 amino acids)
Biological process (GO): regulation of transcription by RNA polymerase II
Cellular component (GO): nucleus
Molecular function (GO): histone binding; nucleosome binding
Source: RefSeq, a predicted model, not a curated record
GGCGCGCGGCCAUGGCUGCCGCGGCCGGGCAGGGGGGCCGGGGGGGCGGCGCGUGAGCGGGCGGCGCGGGGCGGGCGAGCGCCCGCGAUGUGCCACUCCGCGCCUCCCCCGCCGGGCCCGGGUUGCACGGUGGCCGGGCGGCCCUGGUAGCCGGCGAACGGCGCGGAAGAAGAGCGCGGCGCGCGAGUCUCAUUGUUGAGGGGGGGGCCCGUCGGGGCAUGAGGGCGAGAGCACGGCGGGGGGGGCGGCCAGACAGAGCGAGCGAGGAGGAGGACGCCGAGGAGGAGGAAGGAGGAGGCAAAGAAAAGAAGCGGCGGCGGCGGCGGAGGAGGGGGCGAGGAGGCGCGCGGCCCCCGCUCCCUCCCUCCCCCCCUGACCCCCGACCCCCGCCGGCCGGCCCCCAGCCCCAGCCCCGGAGGGAGCUCAUGGGAGUAUGAAGGAGAUGGUAGGAGGCUGCUGCGUAUGUUCGGACGAGAGGGGCUGGGCCGAAAACCCGCUGGUCUACUGCGAUGGGCACGCGUGUAGCGUGGCCGUCCACCAAGCUUGCUAUGGCAUCGUCCAGGUGCCAACGGGACCCUGGUUCUGCAGGAAAUGUGAAUCUCAGGAGCGAGCAGCCAGGGUGAGGUGUGAGCUGUGCCCACACAAAGAUGGGGCAUUGAAGAGGACUGACAAUGGAGGCUGGGCUCACGUGGUGUGUGCCCUCUACAUCCCGGAGGUGCAGUUCGCCAACGUGCUCACCAUGGAGCCCAUUGUGCUGCAGUACGUCCCUCAUGACCGCUUCAACAAGACCUGUUACAUCUGUGAGGAACAGGGCCGGGAGAGCAAAGCCGCAUCAGGAGCCUGCAUGACCUGUAACCGCCACGGAUGUCGACAGGCUUUUCAUGUCACCUGUGCCCAGAUGGCAGGCUUGCUGUGUGAGGAAGAAGUGCUGGAGGUGGACAAUGUCAAGUACUGUGGCUACUGCAAAUACCACUUCAGCAAGAUGAAGACAUCACGGCACUCCAGCGGGGGAGGAGGAGGAACAGGAGGUGGAGGCGGUGGAGGAGGUGGCAACAGUGGUACCAGCGGUGGUGGAGGUGGUUCAGGGGGAGGCAGCAGCAGUGGCGGCGGCGGCAGCAGCAGCAGCAACAGCUUCCUUACUGGCAGGAGAAGCCGGUCGGCCUCACCGUCCACACAGCAGGAGAAGCACCCUACCCACCAUGAGAAGGGCCAGAAGAAGAGUCGAAAGGAUAAGGAACGCCUUAAACAGAAGCACAAGAAGCGGCCUGAGUCCCCCCCCAGCAUCCUCACCCCGCCUGUGGUCCCCACUGCUGAUAAGGUCUCCUCAGCUUCGACUUCCUCCCACCAUGAGGCCAGCACUCAGGAGACCUCUGAGGGCAGCAGGGGCUCAAAGGGGAAAAAGUCUUCCAGCCAUAGCCUGAGUCAUAAGGGGAAGGGACUGAGCAGUGGGAAAGGUGUGAGCAGUUUUACCUCCGCCUCCUCCUCUUCCUCCUCCUCUUCCUCUUCUUCCUCCUCUGGGGGGUCUUUUCAGCCUGCAGGCUCGUCCUUGCAAAGCUCUCCUGACUUCGUGGCAUUCCCCAAGCUGGAGCAGCCUGAGGAAGACAAGUACUCCAAGCCCGCGGCCCCCACUCCGCCAGCCCCUCCCUCGCCCACAGCCCCUGAGCCCCCUAAGGCUGACCUCUUCGAGCAGAAGGUGGUUUUCUCUGGCUUUGGGCCCGUCAUGCGCUUCUCUGCCACCUCCUCCAGCUCCAGCCGGGCCCGAGCCCCCUCACCUGGGGACUACAAGUCUCCCCAUGUUUCGGGAGCUGGGGCCUCAGCAGGAGGCACCCAUAAGCGGAUGCCUGCACUGAGUGCCACCCUUGGACCUGCCGAGGAGGCUCCUGAGACAGGCCUGAAGGAGAAGAAGCACAAAGCCAGCAAGAGGAGCCGCCACGGGCCAGGCCGUCCUAAGGGUAGCCGAGGCAAGGAGGGUGCCACAGGCCCCACUGCCUCCCUCCCUGGGGCUCAGCUGGCUGGUUUUACUGCUACUGCUGCCUCGCCCUUCUCUGGAGGCUCCCUGGUCAGCUCCGGCCUUGGGGGUCUGGCCUCCCGGACCUUUGGGCCUUCAGGAAGCUUGCCCAGCCUGAGCCUGGAAUCCCCUCUGCUGGGGGCAGGAAUCUACACCAGUAAUAAAGACCCCAUCUCUCAUGGUGGAGGGAUGCUGCGGGCUGUCUGUAGCACCCCACUCUCUUCCAGCCUGCUGGGGCCUCCAGGGACCUCAGCCUUGCCCCGCCUCAGCCGUUCCCCAUUCACCAGCACCCUCCCAUCCUCUUCUGCUUCCAUCUCCACCACUCAGGUCUUUUCUCUGGCUGGCUCUACCUUCAGUCUCCCUUCUUCCCACAUCUUUGGAACCCCCGUGGGCACUGUAAACCCCCUCCUCACCCAAGCCGAGAAUAGCCACACAGAGCCAGACCUAGAAGACUGCAGCUUCCGGUGUCACGGGACCUCCCCCCAGGAGAGUCUCUCUUCCAUGUCUCCCAUCAGCAGCCUCCCUGCGCUCUUCGACCAGACAACAGCGGCGCCUUGUGGGGGUGGCCAGUUAGACACCACGGCCCCAGGCACAACUAACAUGGAGCAGCUGCUGGAGAAGCAGGGCGAUGGAGAGGCCGGUGUCAACAUUGUGGAGAUGCUGAAGGCCCUGCAUGCCCUGCAGAAGGAAAACCAGCGGCUCCAGGAGCAGAUCCUCAGCCUGACAGCCAAGAAGGAGCGAUUGCAGAUCCUCAACGUGCAGCUCUCUGUGCCCUUCCCUGCCCUGCCUGCUGCCCUGCCUGCCGCUAACGGCCCUGUCCCAGGGCCCUAUGGGCUGCAUCCUCAAGUGGGCAGCAACGACUCCCUGAGCACCAGCAAGAGCCCUCCAGGGAAGAACAGCCUUGGCCUGGACAAUUCCCUGUCCACGUCUUCCGAGGACCCACACUCAGGCUGCCCGAGCCGCAGCAGCUCAUCGCUGUCCUUCCACAGCACGCCCCCACCGCUGCCCCUGCUCCAGCAGAGCCCCGCCGCUCUGCCCUUGGCCCUGCCUGGGGCCCCUGCCCCGCUCCCACCGCAGCCACAGAAUGGGCUGGGCCGGGCACCCGGAGCAGCGGGGCUGGGGGCCAUGCCCAUGGCUGAGGGGCUAUUGGGUGGGCUGGCUGGCAGCGGGAGCCUGCCCCUCAAUGGGCUUCUGGGGGGGUUGAAUGGGGCUGCUGCUCCCAACCCUGCGGGCUUGAGCCAGGCUGGCGGGGCCCCCACGCUUCAACUGCCAGGUUGUCUCAACAGCCUGACAGAGCAGCAGAGACACCUCCUUCAGCAGCAAGAGCAGCAGCUCCAGCAGCUCCAGCAGCUCCUGGCCUCUCCACAGCUGACUCCAGAGCACCAGACUGUGGUCUACCAGAUGAUCCAGCAGAUUCAGCAGAAACGGGAGCUGCAACGGCUGCAGAUGGCUGGGGGCUCCCAGCUGCCCAUGGCCAGUCUGCUGGCUGGAAGCUCCACCCCACUGCUGUCUGCGGGCACCCCUGGCCUGCUGCCUACAGCAUCAGCCCCACCCCUGCUGCCUGCUGGAGCCCUGGUGGCCCCUUCACUCGGCAGCAAUACAAGUCUCAUGGCUGCAGCAGCUGCGGCUGCAGCAGUAGCAGCAGCAGGCGGACCGCCAGUCCUCACUGCCCAGACCAACCCCUUUCUCAGCCUACCCGGGGCAGAUGCCAGUGGGAGUGGCCCCAAAGGAGGGACCACUGACAAAGGAGCCUCAGCCAGCCAGGAAAAAGGCUAACUCGACCCUGCCUCUCCUGACCCCUACAUGGCUUGAGGGUCCUUGCCUGGAAUGGGUACCUGGGCCCGGACUCUGGAGGGCCAGGCCCAGAGCCUGUGCUGAUGCCCAGGGAGUGUGUGCCUGGAGUUCCAGGUGCUGUGGAGAGAGACUGGAGGGAAGCCCUUCCACCUGGCCUGUUCCCGUACUGCACUGGCUGCUCCAGGAGUGAGGAUCGGGGAGGACAGGCUCCAAGCCUGCCUAGGAGCCCCCAUCCUCUGCAGAUGCCUAGGGGCCCCCCCAAAGAGCAAAGCAGGUCAUGGCAUAGGAAGUGGAGAGUUGGUUGGACCUACCACGUAAACCAGUCAGCACUUGAAUGGGGAAGGAGCAGAGUAGGCCCUUGGGCCUCCCUGUGUGGUAUUCCUUAUGGAAAAAGGGCUGGUCCCAGUUGACCUUCAGAGUCUUCCCAGCAGAAGGGGUCCCUUUGACUGCUUCCCAUCAUCCCUCCCCGCUGAGGGUCACAAGCUGAGCUUGGAAAAGCCUACAGAUGUGGGGGGCUGAGGAAGGGCAGGAUAGCACCUCUUGGGGCCCCAUGAUGGGGCUGGGCAGGGGUGGGGGGGUCGUCCCUCACUGUCCUUGGUGUCCUGCCCCUUUUUGCACUAUUGGCUUGAGGAGUGCCGAGGGUGGGGAGAGGGAGCUGCCUGACUCCACAGCGCGUGAGAGUGUGUGUGUGAGUGUGAGUGUGUGUUUAUGGUCAGUCUGCUUAACCUGUCUGUCUGUCACCUCUUUCUCUGGACCUGGGGCAGCCAAGGGCAAGGACAGGAGCAUUGGCCAGAACCAGAGCAGGACUUCCUAGCUCUUGUAGCCUGUACCCCCUUCUCAGCUCUAGUCCUUUUCCAGGGCAUGAAUUGUAAACUUAAAAAAAUUAAAAAAAAAAAAAAAAAAAAGAACAGUACUCCAAUAUUGGAGAAUUCCUGGGGGCUGAAGGCUCUGAAUCAGGGUAAUAUCCUACCUUCCCUCCUCUGGACCCCACUCUGUCUCAGGGCCCCUCAGGGCCUCUUCCCCCCACUGGUAUCUGGUCUUUGCUGGCACAAGAGAUGAGGGAGGGGUAAAGCACCACUUCUCCUAACAGAAGUCUCCCUCCCUGAAGUAGCUAGUCUGCCUCUUCAGCCCCACCUUCACCAGCUAGUAGAGCCACUUAAGCUAACCACUGUCCCUUUCACCCACCAGCUGUUUUCCAGGGUGUGGUCGUGGGCAGCAGAGUCAGUCUGCCCAAGGCCAUUGUGAGAAACAUUGAGUGGGUCAUGGAAGCGCAGCCAUGGAGGCCUGUGUCCCUUUUGGUUGCACUGGCUGGGACUGAGGGCCAGUUUUCCCUGAUGUUCAUGUCUGUGGGUCCCUUUGCAUGUGUGCAUUUUGGUGUGUUUCUGUUUGGGUUUUGUUUUUGGGGUUGUUUGGUUUUUUUUUUUGUAAUAAAAAAAGAUGUGUAUAUUUUUGGCAAUGACAGAAACGUAGUGCAGAUAUAUUUUUGCCUGUGCUGCUCAACUGUUUUUUUUUUCUGGUAUGGAAAAUAAUAUUCCUGUUGAUAAGACUUUGUAAGAUACUAGGGUGGGUUGGGGACCUUCAGGAGCAAGUUCUUUGGCACUAGGAAGGAUUUGUUUGAGGGGUCAGUUGUGUUGACCUCAGAAAUACUCACUUUUCUAACUGCUUAGUAUCGGAAAGGCAUGGUCCUCAUCUUUUCAGCUCUUAACUUCUAGUCUAAGAGCCAGUGAUUCUUAGACGGCUUGCUCAUCCAGGCCCACGCCGUUACCCCAGCCACCAUUCAGAACCAAGUAGUCUCUGCUGUGAUGUCUGUAAGGCUGUCACGUGUGGAGUAAGUAGGAGCCCUAGGUGCCCCGCCCCAGAUGCUCCUUGGCCCCAGUCACCCUGAUCUCUGGAACUCUGCUCUCAACUUUGCAGAGCUCUUCUUCCUCUUUUGGGCCAGGAUGCUGAGAGCUCUGGGCCUCGCAUAGAUUGGUGCUGCUCUUUUCUUUUUUUCUUUGGUUUGGUUUUGAUUUUUGGUUUUUCGAGACAGGGUUUUUCUGUGUAGUGGAACCUCUCUUGGAACUCACUCUGUAGAUCAGGCUGACCUCGAACUCACGGAGAUCUGCCUGCCUCUGCCUCCCAAGUGCUGGGAUUAAAGGCGUGCACUACCAACUACCACCAUUUUAGCUUUCAAAACAAGGUUUCUCUUUGUAGUCCUGGCUGUCCUGGAAGUUGCUCUGUAGACCAGGCUGAACUCAAACUCAGAAAUCUGCCUGCCUUUUCCUCCUGAGUUCUGGGAUUAAAGGCGUGUACUGCCACCACUACUAGGUGGUGUUGCCCCUGUACUGAGACGAGGGAAAUUGUGACAGUCUUGGUGAAAUGACAUAGGGAAAAUUAGGAACAGAGUACACGGCAGGAUGGCAAGAAUGACCUCACAUCUUACAGUCUUAGUGGUUUUUGUUUUUGUUUUCCUGGGACAAGGUCUACUCUAUUAUGUAGCUCUGGCUGUCCUGGAGCGUGCUAUGUAGACCAGGCUGGCCUCAAACUCAGAGUACCACCUGCCUCUGCCUCCUGUGUGCUGGGAUUAAAGGUGUGCACCACCA